Brassica napus (rape) is the source of this 3470-nucleotide messenger RNA. Its product is annotated as protein ALWAYS EARLY 2. Gene Ontology annotation, cellular component: transcription repressor complex; nucleoplasm. The transcript has 19 exons. Gene Ontology annotation, biological process: DNA-templated transcription; regulation of cell cycle; regulation of transcription by RNA polymerase II. Bases 176 to 3271 code for a protein of 1031 amino acids. NCBI's taxonomy places the organism in Eukaryota, Viridiplantae, Streptophyta, Magnoliopsida, Brassicales, Brassicaceae. Gene Ontology annotation, molecular function: DNA binding. The record is from RefSeq and is a predicted model, not a curated record.
UCUCCUCUUUUUUUUUUCUUUUUUUUAAUAAUUACUUAUCUCUCCAAAAACCCUCGAUUUGAAAUUUAUAAUCGAUCUCUCUUUUUGAAACAAAAGGCUCUCAAACCUCCUGCUUCGUCUCGCGCUCUCUCUCUCUCUCUAUGUGUUUCGGCGUCUAUUAACACGGAACUGAGAAAUGGCACCGACGGUUAGGAAGUCGAGGAGUGUGAACAAGCGUUUCACUAAUGAACAACCCUCGCCAAAGAGGAGCUCUAGAGAGAAUAAGCUGCGUAAGAAGAAAUUGUCUGAUAAGCUGGGAUCUCAAUGGACCAAAGCAGAGCUUGAGCGGUUCUAUGACUCUUACCGGAAGUACGGACAGGACUGGAGAAAGGUGGCUGCUGCUAUCCGGAAUAGUAGGAAUGUUGAGAUGGUGGAAGCUCUCUUUAAUAUGAAUAAGGCAUAUUUGUCUCUUCCGGAAGGAACUGCCUCUGUAGCUGGCCUUAUUGCUAUGAUGACCGAUCAUUACAGUGUCAUGGAAGGGAGUGGCAGUGAAGGAGAAGGCCCUGAUGUUUCAGAAACACCGAAGAAAGAGAAAAAGCGCAAACGUGCAAAGCCUCAGCUUAGUGAUUCUCGAGAGGAAGUUGAUAGAGAUCAUCCAGUUGCGUCCUCCACUGACGGAUGUCUCAAGUUUUUGAAGCAAGCACGAGGUAAUGGAACUCAUCGACGUGCCACUGGCAAACGUACACCUCGUGUUCCUGUACAAACUUCACGGGAUGAUGGGGAAGGCUCUACUCCACCAAAUAAAAGAGCCAGAAAGCAACGACUUGAUGCCAAUGAUGAUGUUGAACGUUAUUUAGAAUUAGCAUUAGUAGAGGCAUCCAGAAGGGGAGGAGGGUCUCCCAAAGAACUCAGCGACAACUCACCAAUAAAGAACUGGGAGAAAAUGUCACGGACGAGGAAAGCUCAAUCAUGGGUGGGAAGUAGCCGAGAAAAGAAGCGUGAAUCUGAUAUGGAAGAGGUUGGGGAAAUGGAGGUUCCACGGAAGGGGAAAAGGGUCUACAAGAAGAGAGUAAAAGUCGAAGAAGCAGAGGGUGAUUCUUCUGAUGACAACGGAGGAGCAAGCAGUGCUACUGAGGGGCUCAGAGUUAAAUCAAAGAGACGAAAGGCUGGUCGUGAAGCCUCAAGAGGGACAUAUUCACCGCGCAGCCCAAAGAACAUAGAUAACAAACUUACUUCCGGAGAUGAAUUUGAUGCUCUGCAAGCCUUAGCUGAAUUAUCAGCUUCAUUUCUUCCUUCAGCAUUGAUGGAAUCAGAAUCAUCUCCUCAGGUGAAGGAAGAGAGAAUAGAAAACGACAUGGACGAGAAACCUAGCUCACCGGAAGCUACUACGUCCACCAGCAGUCAUGGGGAAAAAGCAAAUUCAGAACCAGAUGAGAGUCUGCUACAUGCAAUCUCUGCUAUUGGGAAUGCUGUUUACAAUAGAAAACCAAAACCUUCAACGCAAGCUUCAACUGAUUGUAAUGCUGGGAAGCUACAGCCGGAACCUACUAGUGCUAGUUUAAGAAGAAAACGCAAACCAAAGAAGCUAGGAGAUGAAUCACCACCUGAUUCUUCUCAGAACAAAUCCAUAAACAAAAAGGAGUUAGCUCAAGAAAACCAUAAUAUGAAGUCCUAUCUUAGAACAAAACGCACUGGUCAAGGUCCCUCUCAGUCAAAACAGUUGAAAACUGCUAAGGAGUUGGAGGAAUCUACUACAAUGAGCGAUAAGAAACAUUCUGCUAUGGAUGUAGUAGUGUCAACUAAACAAGAUUCUGAUUCAUGUCCAGCCACUUCACCACCACAGAAACCUCCAAACAGGCGUAAGGCGAGUCUGAAGAAAAGCUUACAAGAAAGAGCUAAAUCUUCUGAAACCGUUCAUAAAGUUCCUCGUAGUUCCAGAUCUCUUUCAGAACAGGAGUUGUUAUUAAAGGAUGAGCUUUCUACUUAUAUGUCGUAUCCCUUGGCACGUCGAAGGUGCAUAUUUGAGUGGUUUUAUAGUGCUAUCGACCAUCCCUGGUUUGCAAAGAUGGAGUUCGUCGAUUACUUAAAUCACGUGGGACUUGGUCACGUUCCAAGACUCACUCGUCUUGAAUGGAGUGUCAUUAAAAGCUCUCUUGGUAGAGCUCGAAGGUUCUCUGAGAGAUUCUUACAGGAAGAGAGGGAGAAACUCAAGCAGUACCGUGAGUCUGUGAGAAAGCAUUACACAGAGCUUCGAACUGGUGCUAGGGAAGGGCUUCCUACAGAUUUGGCUCGGCCAUUAGCAGUUGGUAACAGAGUCAUUGCCAUCCAUCCCAUAACACGAGAGAUUCAUGAUGGGAAAAUUCUCACUGUUGACCAUAAUCAAUGCAAUGUUCUGUUCGAUGACUUGGGCGUUGAGUUAGUUAAGGACAUUGAUUGCAUGCCUUCAAAUCCAUUGGAAUACAUGCCAGAAGGUCUAAGGAGGCAGAUUGAUAAGUGUUUAUCCAUGAAGAAAGAAGCACAACAAAAUGGGAAUCCAAACCUUGGUUUAUCUGCUAUUUUCCCUCCAUAUGGACUUGAAAAUGCUGACUGUUCCAUGAGUCCUUCUCUGAAUCAGGGUGAUAUGAAUGCUCCUAUUCUGCAUGGUAAAGUAUCAACCGACACUAGUAUCCCACAUCAGACUAAUCAGUCAUGUAUCAUAGAUUAUAGCAAAGGACGAGAAGCUGAGAUUCAGCGAGCACUUGCUCUACAGCAUGCUUUAGAUGAAAAGGAAAUGGAGCCAGAGAUGCUAGAAAUUGUCAAGGUCUCAAAGACAAGAGCGAAAGCAAUGGUGGAUGCAGCUAUUACGGCUGCAUCAUCUGUGAAGGAAGGAGAAGAUGCCAUCAAAAUGAUCCAAGAAGCCUUAGACAUGAUUGGCAAACAUCAGCCGUUACGCAGCUCUAUAGUAGUCAAACAGGAAGAGCACGCAAGUGGCAGCAUUGAGCAUCAUCAUCACAACCCAUCUCCCUCAGACGCAUCAAAGCCUAUGGCUAACAACGAUUCGAUCUCACAAAAUGGUUCAGAGAAAAAAGAGGCUCAAAUGCCUUCAGAGUUAAUCACGUCCUGUGUUGCCACUUGGAUCAUGAUUCAGAUGUGCACGGAGAGGCAGUACCCUCCAGCUUAUGUAGCGCAGCUUAUGGACACAGCAGUCACAAGCUUGCAGCCUCGAUGCCCCCAGAAUCUACCGAUCUACAGAGAAAUCCAAAUGUGUAUGGGACGAAUCAAGACUCAAAUCAUGUCUCUAGUACCAAGUUGAAAAUGCCAAUUCACUUGGGUUAGUGUUUUUUUUUUUUUUGUCUCAUUAGGUAAGUCCAUUCUCUUUUUAACUUAGAGUAGAUGAUGGCAUUAUCACCUGAGAAAAUGGUGUUAGAGGUAAAUGAUGGUAGUUUGCACCAUUGGUUCUGUAACUUAAAAUCUGAUGCUUAUGGUUUUUAUUAUAAUAUUCCAUGAAUGUC